Messenger RNA from Dichotomopilus funicola, 1653 nucleotides. RefSeq names its product cholinesterase. The coding region runs from base 1 to 1653 and encodes 550 amino acids. Gene Ontology annotation, molecular function: cholinesterase activity. The transcript has 2 exons. The record is from RefSeq and is a predicted model, not a curated record. NCBI's taxonomy places the organism in Eukaryota, Fungi, Ascomycota, Sordariomycetes, Sordariales, Chaetomiaceae.
AUGUUCGCCUCGUGGUUCUUCGCCUGCCUCGCCGUUACAAGCCUCGUGGCUGCCGACUGCGCCGAGUGCAGCAACGUAAGGACAAGACAGUCACUACUCGCAGUGGAGACAACCAACGGUCCCAUAAUAGGGCAUAUUGCUCCCGGAGCACCAUCGCAACGCGUGAUCGAAUAUCUGGGGAUUCCCUACGCGAAGCCUCCCGUGGGCGACCUACGAUUCGCCGCUCCCCAGCCGUUGGAUAUCCAAGACCCUUACAUAGCCGCCAACUUUGGCGCAGACUGUCCGUUAACGCCCCCCAAGCCUGUUGACUAUCCUGAGUUUACCCCUCAGGCGCAGCGCAUCAUCAACUAUUUCACCUCUGGCACAGGGACACCACAAAGCGAAGACUGCCUGACGCUCAACAUCUGGUCUAAGGCCACGCCUGCGGCUGACACGGCCAACAAGCCCGUUGUCGUGUAUUUCUACGGGGGCAGGUUCACCGCUGGCAACACCAACAGCCCCUUUUACAACGGCCAGCAUUUGGCCGACGCCCAGGAUAUCGUUGUCGUGACAGUAAACUACCGCACCAACAUCUUCGGGUUUCCCGGCGCCCCGGGCGAGAUGCAGAACUUGGGCCUGCGCGACCAGCGUGCCGCUGUUGAGUGGGUGCGCGACAACAUCGCGAGCUUCGGCGGCCAUGCGAGCCGGAUCGUGCUCGCCGGCCAGUCGUCGGGCGGUGUUGCAGUGGACUACUGGGCUUACGCGCACGAGGCCGACCCAAUUGCGGCCGGCCUAAUCCUCAGUUCAGGCACUGCGUUCAGCUUCCCCCUGAAUGCCCCCGGCGUGCUAGACCGCAAUUGGAACACGGUUGUAAACGCUGUGGGCUGCAACACCACCACCACGAGCACCGACACCGGCACCGGCACGACGCCUGAAGACGACCCCGCUGCCAUGAUGGCCUGCAUGCGCGCCGUGGACUGGACCGCCCUCAAAGCCGCAGCGGCAGCCAUCAAACCGAGUCCCAGCACAAGCGUCCUCCGCGGUAUCCCCGCGUUCUACCCCCAAGUCGACAACCUUCUCGUCUUCCCAGACUACCCAGCGCGCACGGCAGCGGGCCGCUUCGCCCCAUUGCCCAUCUUCGCAGGCCACAACGAUAACGAGGCGGGCUACUACCGCAUCCCCGUCUAUGGCAACAGCAACGGCACCGUCGUGCCCACUGACGACCAAGUCACCGCCUUCCACCUCGAGUCCUUCACCUGCCCCGUUGCCCACCAAGCCGCUGCUCGCCGUGCCCGCGCGAUUCCAACUUGGGUGUACCGGUACUUUGCGGAUUGGGAGAACACGCGCCUGUACCCGGACUCGGGCGCGUAUCACGGGGUUGACUUGCACAUGGUGUUUGGGGCGUCGGAGACGGUCAGCGGGGGGUUAGCACCGUCGGCAGAGCAGCGGGCGCUGACGGAGGUGGUGCAGCGUGCGUGGUACGCAUUUGCGCGAGAUCCUUGGGCCGGGCUGGCACGGGAUAUGGGCUGGCCGCAGUGGGCGCCUGGGCAUGAGAGCUUGGUAGAGCUGGGUGUGAACAACACGGCCAUGCCCCGGUUUGUGGAUCCGGCGGUGUAUGAUGCGCCGUGUGUGAAUGUUGCACCCGGUGCGUUAGGGGUGCCAGGAACAGCUUGA